Molecule: messenger RNA, 765 nt
Organism: Fraxinus pennsylvanica
Lineage: Eukaryota; Viridiplantae; Streptophyta; Magnoliopsida; Lamiales; Oleaceae
Source: the annotation of a GenBank genome assembly
AUGUUAGACGAUAACUCUGAGACAUCUGGUGCAAAACCUGAUAAAUUAUAUUUUGUUGAUAUCACAGAGGAAAUGAGAAGUAAAAACUUGGGAAAUUGGAGAACACGCUUUAUAGUUCGUUGUGCAAAUGCCAGAGCUAUGAUUGGCGACAAAUUGCCUGAAGAAAGGAAGAAUCUUGUUGCCAUGUGGGCGGUUCAUAUGUGCAAAAACAGUGACGUGUCAAAUUCUAAGUCAGUCAAAUCAACCAUCUUUGACAUGGAUUGGAUUACACAGCUACUCGACAAUGCAUCCUCUUCAUCAAAGGGGUAUAUUUGCUUCUGGAUCAGUAUUGGAAGAGAUUUUAUUCAAGAGCAGAAGCCUAAUAAAGGUCUUAUCUUUUUUCAUGGCAAUGAACCUCAAUGGUAUGCAGAUCAUCAAGCAGAGUAUUUGAGCAUUUCUGCGAAGUUUUUCAAGAACCUGGAUCGAAUAUUGCUCCUACAGGCUAUAGAGACUGAGAAAUAUCUCAUCCAACUGAGCAAGAUCACCAAAAUUAAUUUGUUGAGACAUCAUGCCAAAUGUAGCACAUCCUGGGAUUUCAAAAUUGUAGAGCCAGUGAAGAUACAUUGGAAGAAGAAAAACCGAACCAAGAACCAAGAACCGCAAAACAAUAAUUCCAAUAAUGCUGAAAGUGAAUCGUCCAAAGAAUAUGGUAACGGAGAAACAGAAAUUGAAAACGUUCUGGUGCAUGAGUCUAGUCCUGUGGCUGCAGAUGAUGGAGCUUCCUAA